Messenger RNA from Drosophila bipectinata, 406 nucleotides. Its product is annotated as holotricin-3-like. The record is from RefSeq and is a predicted model, not a curated record. NCBI's taxonomy places the organism in Eukaryota, Metazoa, Arthropoda, Insecta, Diptera, Drosophilidae.
AAUGCGUUUCCUCAUCGUGAUUGCCUUGUUCGCCGUGGUUGCCAUGGCUGCCGGCCAGCAGGGAGGACCCCAGAACGGCCAGCAAGGAGGAGCCCAGAAUGGCCAGCAGGGAGCUCAGCAGGGAGGACCUCAAGGAGGACCCCAAGGAGGCCAGCAGGGUGGACCCCAGGGAGGUCCCCAGAACGGCACCCUAAGCGGUUUGCCCAGCCUGCCUCCGAAUGCCACUCUUCCCUGCAACAGCACCACCGAGGCAGGCAUCACUGACGACAGCACCACCGAAGCCACCACCACCACUACUGUGGCCUCCGCCUAAUACCACCACCACCACUAUUUAAAACCCACUCUAUUUAUUCUCCCCGAUAUCUUUCAAUAAAACUUCUUGCAAGAAGCCCUAGUUGCACUUAAA